Molecule: messenger RNA, 677 nt
Organism: Cynocephalus volans (Philippine flying lemur)
Lineage: Eukaryota; Metazoa; Chordata; Mammalia; Dermoptera; Cynocephalidae
Gene: NRN1
Product: neuritin 1
Exons: 3
Coding region: 12-440 (142 amino acids)
Biological process (GO): nervous system development; neuron projection extension
Cellular component (GO): plasma membrane
Source: RefSeq, a predicted model, not a curated record
CUAAACGUAGGAUGGGACUUAAGUUGAACGGCAGAUACAUUUCACUGAUCCUCGCGGUGCAAAUAGCGUACCUGGUGCAGGCCGUGAGAGCAGCGGGCAAGUGCGAUGCGGUCUUUAAGGGCUUUUCGGACUGUUUGCUCAAGCUGGGCGACAGCAUGGCCAACUACCCGCAGGGCCUGGACGACAAGACGAACAUCAAGACCGUGUGCACAUACUGGGAGGAUUUCCACAGCUGCACGGUCACAGCCCUUACGGAUUGCCAGGAAGGGGCGAAAGAUCUGUGGGAUAAACUGAGAAAAGAAUCCAAAAACCUCAACAUCCAAGGCAGCUUAUUCGAACUCUGCGGCAGCGGCAACGGGGCGGCGGGGUCCCUGCUCCCGGCGCUGCCGGUGCUGCUGGUGGCCCUCUCGGCAGCUCUAGCGACCUGGCUUUCCUUCUGAGCGCGGCGCCGGCUGUCCCCCCGCGCCCACCCGCACUCACCCCGUGCUCCCGGAAACCGAGAGGAAGAUCCAUUCGUUCUUUGGGGACCUCGUGAUUCUCUGUGAUGCUGAAAACAUUCAUAUAGGAUUGUGGGAAAUCCUGACACUCUCUUUAAUUUCGUUUGAUUUCUUGUGUUUUAUUUGCCAAAUGUUACCAAUCAGUGAGCGAGCAAGCACAGCCAAAAUCGGACCUCAGCU